Hippocampus zosterae (dwarf seahorse) is the source of this 6797-nucleotide messenger RNA. RefSeq names its product myoferlin-like. NCBI's taxonomy places the organism in Eukaryota, Metazoa, Chordata, Actinopteri, Syngnathiformes, Syngnathidae. Bases 168 to 6332 code for a protein of 2054 amino acids. The transcript has 54 exons. Gene Ontology annotation, biological process: plasma membrane organization. The record is from RefSeq and is a predicted model, not a curated record. Gene Ontology annotation, cellular component: membrane.
CACUUCCCAACGCUGCACUUGGAAAUAAACUUUUGUUUGCGUCCCGGGCGCGCCUGUGAAGAUGUCAGGGUUGAUUAUUUCUCCAGGGAUUGACCAUUUCACUCAAUAACUAACGUUUGUUUCUUUUUUUUCUCUCUUCUUUCGUUUUUUUUUUGAACUGGAUCAUCAUGUUGCGGAUUUUGGUAGAAUCUGCUGCAGGUUUGCCAAAAAAGAAAGUUGGAAGUCCUGAUCCAAUCGCGACAGUGGUGUUUAGAGAUGAAAAGAAAAAAACAAAUGCUAUUGAUAGUGAGGUGAAUCCGGUAUGGAACGAGGUCCUUGAGUUUAAUCUAAAUGGAGCUGCACUAGAACCCAACUCUCACAUUGAUGUGAUUGUGAAAGACUCGGAGACCUUUGGGAAAGAUAAAUUCAUCGGGUCAACAAGAAUUCCUUUGAGAGAACUUGCCUCUGGCCAACUGAGAUCACUCCCGGCCAAAAAUGUGCAUUUGCUUGACGAGAACGGCCAGAAUAUCGGCGCGACUAUGAACCUCGUCAUUGGGUAUGAUCCUCCACCCAAUGCGAACCCGAAUGCAGACGAAUCCCACGAUGGUGAUUCCACUGUGGAUUCCGGCAGUGGAGAGCAAGGUGACGAGACGGCACCCGACGGGGCCCACAGCGGUUCUGCGACCGGCCCCUCCGCUCCCGGUCAGUCUGUUAGCCUUCGCAGGCGGAUAGCAAGGUCGCAGAAUCGACACCGGCUUGUCAACAAACCUCAGGACUUCCAGAUCCGCAUCCGCAUCAUCGAGGCCCGUCAGUUGCCAGGCAACAACAUCAAGCCAGUGGUCAAGGUCCAGGCGUGCGGACAGACCCACAGGACGAGGAUUAAGCGGGGAAACAACCCCUUCUUUGACGAGAUGUUUUUCUACAAUGUCCACAUGCUUCCAUCAGACCUGUUUGAACAGAACAUCAGUAUUCGAGUUUAUAAUUCCUACUCCCUGAGGGCUGACAGUCUCAUGGGAGAAUUUAAGCUUGACGUCGGCUAUGUGUAUGAUGAAGCGGGCCACUGUGUCAUGAGGAAGUGGCUGCUCCUGAAUGAUCCGGAUGACUCCAGCUCCGGAGCGAAAGGAUACCUGAAAGUCAGUCUGUUUGUGGUCGGGAUCGGCGAUGAGCAGCCGUCGGAGAAGAGGGAGUCGGACGAAGACCAAGAUGAUAUCGAAAGCAACCUGUUGCUUCCAGCCGGAGUCACUUUACGAUGGGCCACGUUAUCGCUGAAGGUGUUUCGAGCGGAAGACAUCCCGCAAAUGGACGAUGCCUUCAUCCAGUCGCUGAAGGAGGUUUUUGGCGGAAAUGAGAAUAAGAAGAACCUGGUUGAUCCGUUCAUCGAGGCCCGUUUUGCCGGGAAAAAGCUACGUACUCAGAUCAUCGAGAGGAACGCCAACCCGGAGUGGAACCAAGUGUUGAAUCUUCAGGUCAAGUUCCCCUCCAUGUGCGAGCGUGUCAAAUUGACAGUCUUUGACUGGGAUCGCGUGACUGGGAAUGAUGCUGUUGGUACCACGUACCUCAACUUGGCCAAAAUCGCCUCCUCUGGGGGCGAAAUUGAAGAGGAGCACGCAGGAAGUACGGAAUUGUCGUCAUAUGAAGCCGAAACGGGAGAGUCGGAGAUCGGUUUCCUCCCCGUCUUUGGUCCCUGCUACAUCAACCUCUACGGCAGUCCCAGAGAGUUCACUGGACUACCCGACCCUUAUGAAGAUCUCAAUUUGGGAAAGGGUGAAGGCGUGGCCUACAGGGGCAGGGUCCUGGUCGAAAUGUCGACUAAGUUAGAGGGCAAAGUUGACAAAGCAGUAGACAGCAUCCCGAGUGAUGAUAUCUUGGUGGUGCAGAAGUACCAGAGGAGAAGGAAGUACUGCCUCUGUGCAGUCUUCCACAGUGCUUCCAUGAUCCAGGAACCGGGCGAGCCAAUUCAGUUUGAGGUCAGCAUCGGUAACUAUGGCAACAAACUGGACAACACCUGCAAACCGCUGGCCUCCACCACUCAGUAUAGUUGCGCUGUGUUUGAUGGUAACCACUACUAUUACUUGCCGUGGGCGGGCACCAAGCCAGUAGUUGUGGUGACGUCAUUCUGGGAGGACAUCAGCCACCGCAUGGACACCAUCAACAUCAUCCUUUACAUCUAUCGCCGCUUGCAAUCUAACCUGGAGGUCUUUAGAACAACGGUCUCGGCGAAGGCACCCGACAAGCAAAUGUCUGGCCUAUGGGUGAAGUUGCUGACUCAGCUGAUUGAAGACAUAGCAAAUUUCCCGACACCGGAGCUGGAGGGCCGCUCCAACCUGACAUCCUUGGACAUCCAACUCAAGAAGCUGCGAGACAAUGUCCUGAAGGGCAUCCAGCAGGCAGCUAUUCGCAUGAGACAAGAGGCCCAAGACAUUGCCGACACUCUGGCCGACAUCGAGUCGUGGGCGGACAAACUCGCAGCGCUUGCGGAAGAGCCUCAGAACAGCAUGCCCGACGUGAUCAUCUGGAUGCUGCGCGGCGAGAGGAGGGUGGCCUACAGCCGCGUCCCAGCUCACCAGAUCCUCUACUCCACAUACUGCGAGCAGGCUUGUGGGCGCCACUGUGGCAAAACCCAAACCAUAUUUUUAAAGUACCCCAUGGACAAGAACAGAGGCUUGAAGGUGCCUGUUCAGAUCCGAGUCAACAUGUGGUUGGGUUUAUCUGCACAUGAAAAGAAGUUCAACUCCUUCUCCGAGGGAACUUUCAGUGUGUUUGCAGAGCUGUACGAGAACCAAGCCAGUAUGUUUGGAAAGUGGGGAACUACAGGACUGGUGGGACGCCAUAAAUUCUCCGACGUAACGGGCAACCUCAAGCUGAAAAAGGAGUAUUUCAUGCCCCCCAGAGGAUGGGAGUGGGAGUCGGACUGGUUUAUCGACCCGGAGAAAGCUCUCCUAACGGAGGCCGACGCAGGACACACUGAAUUCACCGAUGAGGUUUUCCAAAAUGAGACCCGCUUCCCCGGUGGAGAGUGGAAAUCGGCCUCGGAGCCCUUCACCGACGUGAAUGGUGAGAAGAGCCGAAAUCCACGGGAGUUUGAUUGUCCUCCCGGUUGGGCGUGGGAGGACGAGUGGACAGUUGAUGACAACAGAGCUGUGGAUGAUCAAGGUUGGGAAUAUGGACUGACCAUUCCGCCGGAUGACAAGCCCCGGUCCUGGGUGCCGGCAGAGAAGGUCUACCACGUCCAUCGUCGGCGACGAGUGGUUCGACCUCGCAGGAGAGCCGCACUUCCCGCGGGUGCAACCGCAGAGAGGCGGGACCAGGGCGACCCGGAGGGUUGGGAAUUCUCUUCGUUGAUCGGCUGGAAGUUCCACCGGAAGGAACGCUCGUCGGAUACGUUUCGUCGCAGGCGUUGGAGGAGAAAGAUGGCGCCGGAAGACCGCUUGGGAGCGUCGGCCAUCUUCAAUCUGGAGGGGGCACAGGGUGUUGAUACGGAGGAGAAAGAGAAAAGCUCCAAGGGCGAUGUCACAAAGAUGUUUGGCGCUAACACACCCACUGUGUCCUGCUCCUUAGACAGGUCAUGUAUGUUUCACCUCCGUGUUUAUGUCUAUCAAGCAAGAAACAUGACAUCGAUGGACAAAGACAGUUUUUCUGAUCCCUACGCCCAUGUCUCCUUCCUGCAUCUAAGUAAGACAACAGAGAAGCUGCGUGCCACUUUAAACCCAACCUGGGAUCAAACCCUGAUUUUCAACCAUGUGGAAAUUUACGGCGACCCGCAGACUCUUGCGCAACAUCCGCCGGAUGUUGUCAUCGAGUUCUACGACCAUGACCAAGUGGGCAAGGAUGAGCUGCUGGGUCGGUGCGUUUGCCUUCCAUUGGUCAAGUUGAAUCCCAGCAUGGAUCAGAUACCCAAACUGCUAUGGCACCCUAUCAUGCAAAGGGGACGCGAGGAAGGGGAGGCACUUGUGGCCGCUGAACUCAUCCUGAAAGAUAAGUCAGGAGACUCGGAUCUUCCUCUUGUUCCCCCAAUGAGGGCGGAGAACCUCUACAUGGUUCCACAGGGCAUCCGCCCCGUUGUGCAGCUCACCGCCGUGGAGAUUCUAGCAUGGGGUCUGAGGAACAUGAAGCCCUUUCAGCUGGCCACCGUGUCCUCCCCCAGCCUGGUGGUGGAGUGCGGCGGGCAGAGGGUGGAAUCGACAGUCAUCAGGAACAUGAAAAAGAGUCCCAACUUCCCCAGCUCGGUGCUCUUCAUCAAAGUGCUUCUACCAAAGGAUGAGAUGUACACGCCUCCGAUCGUGCUGAAGGUGAUUGACCACCGUCCAUUCGGCAGGAAACCGGUGGUGGGCCAAUGCACCAUCACCUCUUUGGAGCAGUUCCGUUGCGACCCAUACGUCAUCACGGCUGAGGGAGCGAUGGCUUCCAAAAUGGCCCUCAUGGCAGCGACUCCAUCCGGACACCUCGCCAUCAAUAUGGAAGAAACGAGAUUACUCUUAGAAACUCGGCAUGUAGAGAAGGAAAAGCAAACGGUGGAUUGGUGGAGUAAAUUCUACGCUUCAGUGGGGGAGAAUCAGAAAUGUGGGCCUUACCUCAAGAAAGGAUAUGACACCCUCACGGUGUAUGAUUGUGAACUAGAAGACAUUGACGAAUUCAAAGGCCUGACAGACUUCUGCAGCACUUUCAAACUGCAACGAGGCAAGAACGAGGAUGGUGACGAUGACCCGAGUGUGGUUGGGGAGUUCAAGGGCUCUUUUAAAGUGUACCCGCUGCCAGACGACCCCGGUGUCACCCCUCCUCCCCGGCAAUUCCGAGAGCUCCCCGACAGUGGUCCUCAGGAGUGUCUGGUCAGGAUUUACGUGGUCCGGGCCAUCGAUCUGCAGCCGAAAGACAAUAACGGCAGAUGUGACCCAUACAUGAAGAUAACCCUGGGAAAGAACACAAUAGAAGACCGAGACCAUUACCUCCCCAACACAACCAACCCCGUGUUUGGAAGGAUGUUUGAGAUGAAGUGUUUCUUACCCCAAGACAAGGACUUGAAAAUCUCCGUGUACGACUAUGACCUCCUGAGUCGCGACGAGAAAGUCGGGGAAACUGUGAUCGACCUGGAGAACCGCUUCCUGUCUCGUUACAACUCCUACUGCGGCCUCCCGCAGACGUACUGCACUUCUGGAAUCAACCAGUGGCGCGACCAGCUAAAGCCGUCCGAGAUCUUGGACAACCUAGCUCGUCUGAAAGGCUUUUCCAAACCUUGGAGUGAGGACAACGGCACUUCGCUCACCUUCAACGGAAAACAAUACACUUUGGCUCACUUUGAGGGCAAAAAGGAGAUUCAUGAGCACUUGGGUCCAGCCUGUGAGCGUCUGUGCCUGCACAUCCUGCGAACGCAGGGACUGGUGCCUGAGCAUGUGGAGACCAGGAAACUUUACAGCAGCUUUCAGCCCAAUCUGUCCCAGGGAAGGCUUCAAAUGUGGGUGGACAUUUUCCCCAAAAGCAUGGGCGCGCCCGGCCCACCCUUUGACAUCACCCCACGCAAGGCCAAGAAGCAUUUCCUGCGCGUGGUCAUUUGGAACACGACUGACGUGAUUCUGGAUGAAACCAGCGUCACCGGAGAGCACAUGAGCGACAUUUACGUCAAAGGUUGGAUGCCGGGAAUGGAGGAGGACAAGCAGAGGACCGACGUCCACUACAGGUCUCUCGACGGAGACGGCAACUUCAACUGGAGGUUCGUCUUUGAGUUCGACUACCUUCCCGCAGAACAACUUUGCCUCGUCUCCAAGAAGGAGCACUUUUGGAGUCUGGACAAAACGGAGUUCAGGAUCCCACCGAAGCUGACGAUCCAGAUAUGGGACAAUGACAAGUUCUCACUGGAUGAUUAUCUCGGAACGCUGGAGCUCUAUUUGAACAACUUGAUUCCGCCCGCAAAGACACCAGAGAAGUGUACACUGUCCAUGAUGGACAACGUAGAGACCGACGUGCCCCAUAAGCCCGAAGCUGCCAAGUGCUUGUUUACCCAGAAGUCGGCGAGGGGCUGGUGGCCCUGCUCCAUUGAGCGCAAUGGGCACAAGACCCUCGGGGGCAAAGUAGAGAUGACUUUGGAAAUUCUCAGCGAGGAUGACGUGGAUGAAAAACCGGCAGGAAAAGGCAGGGAUGAACCCAACAUGAACCCGAAACUGGACCUUCCCAAGCGCCCCGAAACAUCCUUCUUUUGGUUCACCAACCCGUGCAAGACCAUGAAGUUUAUCGUGUGGCGACGGUUCCGCUGUCUCUUCAUUGGACUCAUCGUUCUCACCAUUGUGCUCCUCUUCCUCGCCAUCUUGCUGUACUCUCUACCGAAUUACAUCUCAAUGAAGAUAGUGAAGCCACUGAAAUAAAAUCGGACGGCCGCCAAGGUGCAGUGGGACCCGUUAAGGACGAUGGAAAUGUCCAAAGGAUCAAAAUGCAGUAAUGUCAAACUAUCUCACUGUCUUUUUAAUCACAUGUCAUCUUAUCUGAAACAAUUGUGAAUGGGAAGGGAUGCUUGCUUGUUUGCACUAUUUCAACAUUCUGCCACGCACAAAACUGUGAUUAAGUCAACAGGAAUGGUGAUGAACUUUUCCGCAUGAACACUGGUAUCACUCAGUGGGUUCUAUUCUUAACGUUAAAAACACUUUUGAAAAAAAAAAUCAUACAUUUAUUAUUUUUGAUUAAAUUAGAAAUAAAGAUUUUUACACAUUGAACUAGUGUAAUUAGCCAAAAAAUUGUGAUAUUGGCUUAAUCAGACGUGCUCCACAUUUAACAUGUUCCCGCAAGUGCUUUUGUAUUAUUGUUAAUAAAAAAAAAACUAUGAAGCGAUGUUA